GCCGAGCGGGUUCAAGCCUCCUUUGUUGCUCUGCAAGAGACCCGGCACCAUGAGACCAUCCAGUGGGCCUCUAAGGGCGGCACGGCCCUCCUGUGGCGGUGCUCUGGCAAGUCCAGCGCUUUUGCAUGCCCUUUGUCUGUUGAGCAAAGCCAUAGAGUUUGCGGCAGGGUGUUCCCCACUUUCGCGGUCAUCUCCUUCUACGGAGACGCUCGUCGUGCCGACACUCGCCUUCUCGCUUCUCUCCUUCGGAGUGUUGCUGAUUUAGGACGACCCGCCCUCCUUAUCGGUGACUUUAAUUGGAAACAGCAGUACGAGUCCCUCAUGCAGCAUGUCGGUGCCGAGAUGUUUCCCGUCAUUAACACUGUUGUCGCCUCUAACGGAUUGGCACUGCCGGGCCGAGGCUGCUUGCCAAGCCGCUGUUUCUAUGGGUUUGGCCUUAAGCCGGCCGAGCGUGCCAAGGGUUCCACCGCUUCGGUCCGCCCUGUCGCGACCGGUGCUGCCCACCGUGUUGGCGAGUCCAUUUUGUUGCGGCGCUGGAAGCGGCUGCACCGCGCUGCUGCCCAAUGUGAAGCCGAAGCUGGCGGUGAUGCUCCCCUCACGCAUAGCCAGGUUCGCCAUUGGACCUCGCUGCUGGCUGGUCUGCCCUUGCCUGUCAACCAAAGCCAUGCCAUUCAAAUGGCCAAUGCCGCUAUCAUGGAGGAGGAUGCCAGGUUAAAGCAGGAGCAGGCAAAGCUCUGGCGUAACCGUUUUAAGCGUGCCUCCACUGAUGCCCUUCGUGCCGGCGCCGGGGCUCUCAAGGUCGCCGGCCCUCACGACCCCGACCUGUCGUCCGAGAGCAUGACUGCCGAUUGGGAGCCGAUCUGGACUCGGCCCAGUGGCAACGGGGCUCAAGCUUGGGACACCGUGUGCCAAGCUACCUCCUGGCCUCCCGCCGAGCUUGGCAGCAGCAGCUUCUCGGCCCCUACCUCUGACCAGCUUGCUGCCGCAAUCAAAGAAGGCUCCGGUGAGGCCGGUUUCGACGAGCUCAAAGGGCUGGCCAUUGCUUGUCCCUGGCUCGUGGUGGAGCUUGCUGAGCUCAUGCAUGCCUGCAUGUUUCUUCAAGACGAAGCCGCCAUAGGUGCCUGCCAGGACCGUUUCUUCAGUUGGCGUGUUGUCGGCAUCCCUAAGCGCUGCGAAGCCGCUGCCCGCCCUAUCGCCAUCGCCAGCGCCGUCGUUCGAUCUUGGAAUCGAGCUCUGUUGGCGCAGUUCCCUCCGCCUCCUGAAGGUCAAUACUGUGGCUCUCCUGGCCACAGCGCUGUGUCUGCAACUCUUGCUUGGUUGCGCGCCCCCUGCGUCCGCGGGGCCGAACUCGACCUCCGCAAAGCAUUUGACAGCGUGCUGCAUGAUGUUGCCUUUUGCGCCGGCGCCUCCGCCGGGGUGGCGCGGGCAGUCCUGGACUAUAUGCGGCGCAUGGUUUGGGGUGCUCCCCGCCAUUGCAUUGUUUAUGGGGAGGCCCCGCAGGAAGUUGUGCGCGCUUCAUGUGGUCUGCCUGCUGGUGAUCCCUGCAGCCCUGCCUUUCUGUCCUUUGUCAUGGGGCCCUGGGCCAAACUGGCUAAGGCCUUCCCUGGGGUUGAAGCCUUUCUUUACAUGGAUGAUAGGAGUUUGGUUGAUAAUGCCACCCCGCCUUCCCUUAACGCAGCUUUAGAUGCCACGCAGUGGUUUGACCACACCUUGGGGCUUACAGAGCAUGCUGGCAAGCGACAAGUGUGGGACCGUCAGGACCCUGGCAGGGACCACCGUGUUGAACACCUCGGGAUCAAGGCCCUGCACAAGCGUGCCGAGCUUCCUGAGCUGCGGGUUUGCUUCGACCAAGUUUGCAGUCUUGCCUCGGGAGUGGAACUUCUGCCUGGCCGCAUGGAAGUCAGGGAGCACCUGCUCCUGGGACUCGUCAUGCCCAAAUUGCUGUGGUCUGCGCCUCUUGUUCCUGAGAUCCCGAAUACUGUUGUGUCCGCUUUCUUCAAGGCCAUGCGAGGCCAUGUGACCUGGUGGUGUAAGG
This is a messenger RNA of Symbiodinium pilosum, 2035 nucleotides long. The record is from the annotation of a GenBank genome assembly. Lineage: Eukaryota; Dinophyceae; Suessiales; Symbiodiniaceae.